Molecule: messenger RNA, 801 nt
Organism: Ceutorhynchus assimilis (cabbage seed weevil)
Lineage: Eukaryota; Metazoa; Arthropoda; Insecta; Coleoptera; Curculionidae
Source: the annotation of a GenBank genome assembly
AUGAGAAAAAAAUCUUAUAAAGACAAGAUUGCUAAAGACAAUGCUUGGAGAAGAAUCUCUGAAACAUUGAAAUCUACAGAGGAAGAUUGCAGGAAGCGAUGGCGCAACAUCCGAGAUGCUUAUAAAAAAAGCAAGAAAAAAACAACAACCGGUUCAGCAGCAAAAAAAUCAAAAUAUAACAACAAUGAUCAUUUGAAGUUUCUUGAUGCAUCUCUAACUGAAAGAGACAGUUCUCACUGCACACUAGACAACGAUGAUGACCAAAAAGAAAAUGUUGAGCAGAUAUUCAACAUAGAUGAGUCUGCUAGUUCGCCAUUUCUUGGAUCAGGUGAUGAGAACGUAUGUCAAGAUAAAACAAACUCUUCCACUGCGUCUAAUGAAAAAAUCCGUCGUCGCACGCUUUCACAAGAAAAUGAAUCAAAUGAAAACGCACAGUUUGAUUUUGCAACUACCAUUCAAUCUCCAAAGGAAGGUCUGAUUGGAAACGAAAAUAAGGCCUCUGCAGUGGAGACUAAACCAAAGCACCCAAUUUUCACUUUCUUCGAAAGUUUGGCGAAAACAGUGUCCCAGUUUCCACCAGAUAUAAUUGCACGGACAAGAAGCAAAGCAGCCCAAAUUGUGACAGACAUGGAAUUGGAAAGUAUUGCAAGAUCAUCCAAAAUACCAGCUAACAAUCCGUACGCCAUGACUUUAAUUGAAAUUGAUGAAAAUUCUUCUACAAGCAAUUGUUACUCGGUAGUAAGUCCCCAUCACUCUGCAGCGGAUAAUAUCAAAACCCCAGAAAAUAUUAUCUAUCCCUGA